AUGAAAAACGAUGCGACCGAGGCCGCGCUCGGUCUGCUUGGUCUCUCUGAGUCGCCCACCACAGCCCAUCACGUCUUUUCGCCCCUUCCGCACCCUUCGACGGCAGCCCCGAGCUCGACAACGACGGCGCCGACGAUACCGAGGAAGAGACCUUUUCCUGCAUCGUUUGAUAGGCCGAAGAGCAUUUCAGAAACUGGGGCGUCUGGGAGUACUUCGGCUUUGUCCUCGACUUUUGCGUCGACCUCGACGUCUCACCACAACCAUCCACAACCACAACAUCGACCGCCGCCUUCGCCCGCGCUAUCCAAACGAUCACCAGCACCCUCUUCCUCCUCUAAGUCACGUCAUUACGCUGCCUCGAGCUCAUCGGGCCUCCCUAGGCCGGAAGAAGCGUCGACGGAUGCUAUCAACUGCAUCUGUGGCUUCACCUUCGACGACGGCUUCUCCAUCGCAUGCGACAAUUGCUCCAGGUGGUGUCAUGCAGCCUGUUUUGAGAUUACGGACCCGAGUCAGGUACCAGAAGAAUGGCAUUGUUGGGUCUGCGCGGGGACGAAAGGCGUGGAUCGAGAGAAGGCAAGGAAGGUACAGAGGGAACGGUUGAAAGCUAUGCAGGCUGGUGCAAUGGCGGCUAUGAGAGACGGAGGUGGCGGGAUGGCGAAUGGGCAUGGACACGGGAAUGGACAGGGAUAUGGCGCGAGGGAGACGAGUCCGGGCACGCAGCAGCAGAAGAAGGCGAAACGGAGACGGGCGUCUGUUCAUCAGGACCAUCCUCAGCCGACACAAGUCGACGAGGACGAGCAUGUCGAGAUCGAGGAGCCGCCGCCGACGUCGAGCUAUGUCCCAAUUACCCACAAUAUCUUUCCCAAUCCGGAGACGAAGGAUAGGCUGCGUCGACAGGCUCAACAUUGGCGCGGUGUCACGGCUCUCAGUUCCCCAUCGUCGCCGCCACCCGCCACACAUCCCUUCGAUGCAUCGCCAGUCCAUUUUUCGUCACUACCAUCAGUCGCCUCGACAUCUAUUCACCCAAUUCGUUCGGACUCGUUGCCUGCCCACAGCGUUCUGCCACCGACAUACGCCACUCUCGCCACUUCCCCCAUCCCAUCCACCUCUUUCAUCACUCCAUUCACGUCGACCGUCAUCCCAUCGUCUUCCUACCUCUCUGAUCCACUCAACGCUUAUGCCCACCACGGCAUGCCGAAACCGUUCGUACACCUUCUCGGACCGCCACUCGACGUUGCAUUGGACGCACGAGUCGCAGGAGACGAAGGGAGGUUCGUCAGGAGUGGAUGUCGACCGAAUGCCGUUCUGAGGCCUGUGAUCUGUGAAGAGAGUAAGGAGAGGGAGAGGGGGCGGGAGAAGGUUCCAGCGGUGGAGGAGGGGGAGGAACCGUUGACGUUUGGAGUAUUUGCGUUGAGAGAUUUGAAGGCGAAUGAAGAGGUUGUUUUGGGUUGGGAGUGGGACGACGGGAAUGCGAUCCAUGCGUUGCCAGCGCUCAUCGAAACACCGCAUCUUUUCUCAUUCUCGCACCACAACAGACCACACCAAAUCACCCACCUCCGCACGCAGAUGACCCAUAUUCUUCACUCCCUCACAUCAACAUUCACCACCUGCGCCUGUGGCUCAAAGUCGAAAGAUUGCGCCCUUCAAAUGAUGGCCGCGUUCGUAGACGGAGAUAUUCCCGCUCCGUCCGAAUCCAUGUAUCCUCCGCAUGCAUACCAUCCCUCGUAUCCGACCUCCCACUCCUCUCCGCAGAAACGCCCGGGUGUGAACGGACGCGACUCAAACCAUCCUCCUCCCCAGUCGCCGUACACGCCACAGACGCCACAUUUCAGCCAUCCAUGGCUGAACAACUAUCAUAACCCGACACCGACGCCAACAACGCCUUUCCCGCAUUCGCCACUCGUCCCCGAUUCGUACGUUCAGCCGCCGCACCUGUAUCGUAAACCUCAUUCGACAACCACAUCGACCUCAUUUCGACCACCAUCCGCCGGCCCGUCGAGUUCCAAAUCGCACUCCCACCGUCUGAACGCGAAUCUGGACGUCGCGGGCCCGUCGAAUGCAAACGUUGACCUAGGGCCGUUAGUAGGUACCCAGCGCGGGUUCAGGACACGCGAGAGGGGUGUCGAGGGGUGGAGUGGCGGGAUGGAGGGAGUCGAGAUGGUACCACCGUCCGAGUCAGAGUCGAGGGAGAUGCCGGAGGUGAUGGUGAGUCCUGCGACGCCGAGCAGAGAUGUGAAGGGGAAAGGGAAGAGUGUGACAAGGGGGAAAAGUACGGAAAAGGGCAAGGAGAAAGCGCGCGAGGGAGGGUUGGAUGGUGAUGUGGAGAUGAGUGACCAGACUGGGGCAGGUAAUGGCGUCUCAGACCUACCCGCACACCGUCGGCGUCGUCGGUCUUCAAGAUCACGUUCCGGAUCGGUUUCUUCGCUCAUGGAUGAGGAUAAAGAGGGUGAUAACGGGAUGGACGCGAGUGAGAUGCCGGAGAGGAUGCCGCCGAAGAUGAGGAAGGGGUGGAUUCGGAAGACUGUCCCUGUCGUGGCCAGCGGGAAGCAGUCUGUCGAAGGGUUGGAUCAAGGCAAGAUCAAGCAGAAGGAGGGGGCUGUCGGUAUGGAUGCCGAAAUGGAUGGUCCGAUAUCAACAAUAUCAACGCCGACGCCGACAGCGAGCACCAUGCCCCCUCCUCCGGCCCCUAACCCGACCACCGCCGUCCCAUCCUCACCUUCUCCUUCGCUUUCACCCGCGUACAAGCCUCACCCCGCCACACAUCUUCACCCAUCCGAUAGACGCUCCUCCGACCCACUUUCCUAUCCCAUCUUCGCACCUUCCAGCGGCACGCCCGAUUCCAACCUGACAAUGAGUGGCCAUGCGAUAGCACCGGCGCCGGCCUCAGUAACCGCUACACCGUCACCGACGGCUCAUUUCGCGAUGCUCUCGUUGACCUCACCACAGAUAUCAUUCGGCAGUUCGACGACACAGAUUAUGGCCGGAACAGGGUCGCCCCCGCAGACGAGAUCUCCACCCCGAAUUCUAUCGUUCAAUCAAUCCUCAUCGCCUCUGUCCACGGCCCCUUCUUCACACCCUGUCGCUGAAUCGAUCACGACCAAAUCGCCCCCGCCACAGAGCGAGCUUGAGUCGGAGGUGGAAGAGGUUGGGGAUGGUCGAGAGGUGGAGGGUGAUACCAGUAUGGAGUCGGUUCCGGAGAACGAUGCGAAGGAGGAGGGUGCUAUGGAUGUGGACGGAGACGGCGAUAAGGCUGUGGAGCUUGAAAAAGCGGGGAGUCCACAGUCGCUGGCUAAGGUCGAGCCGUUCCGGAGGAAGGAGGCAUUGUCGGGUGGGCAGUUGGAAGGGGUUCGGGAACCAGAGCAGUCUAUGCAGGAGGAGUCACCACCGGAACAAUCUCCUCGGACUCAGGAUACGACUGCACCCACUGCCACGAUAUCCAAUCCACAACCGCCAAUUCCGAUUAAUCCUAUCGAGCCUCCCAUUCUCAAAUCUCCUGCCUCACCCCACGUCGUCCAUUCCGUCUCUCACUCGUCACCACCGUCGCCAUCCACGCCUACCCAUAUUCCUCCUCCACACAAUCACGAACGGCUCGAUGACGGUGAAGAUGCCGUGAUGGAUGGUGGUAUGCUCGAAGCGGGAGACGGGCGAGGAAUCGUCUUGGCCUCGAGUCCUCUAUCGGCUCCAUCUACUCUUUCUCCGCAGAGGGACAGGUCGAAAUCUCGAUCUCCGUCGCCGCCGAGUGCGGAACGACUUUUUUCUCCUCGACAAACUAAUGCCACCCAUGAUCGUGCUUCUCCUGAGCAGCGUGACACAUCACCGUUACCGGGAGCGCAUUCGCCUCGUCAACGGACCCCAAUGGGACCUAGAGAUCGGAUUACCACCCCUCCACGCGAGCAUAUCACUACCCCUCCACCAGACCAUACCGCUACCCCACGCGAACGAACUCCCUCUCCACCACGAGAACGAACCGCCAGUCCUCCACAACCCGCGCGAACGCCCACGCCUCCGCCACCUCCGAAAGUCAAGAUGUCGCUCAAGGAUUUCGCGAUGCGGAAGAAGAAGCAGAGGGAAGAGGAGGAGAAGGAGAUGAAGGAGCGCGGUCUUACGCCGGUCGUUGAGUCUCCAGCAGCGGUGGAAGAGAGAAGGCCGGACGAGGGGCGGAAGGACACGGAUGGCGAGAAGGAGAAUCGGGUGCAGGGUUCGGAGGUGAGGUACAAUGGUAACGGUAACGGCAUCGGAGGGGGAGGGGCGAUUAAGACGAACGGAAUGGUUUCGCUGGAGCUUAUGAAGGAUGUGUUGGCAAUGGAUGUUGAUGACGACGAGGAUGACAACGAGAAUCAGGACUCGUUCUCGUCUACGGAUAGGCCUUGGUCUCCGCCGCCGCCGAGGUCGCUUUCGCUUCCAACGAUUGAGAAGACUGUGCUCCCACCACCGAUAUCCAGUCCGUUGAAGAACGCGCAUGUCUUCGACUCGAGAGAGGCCAAAGCCGAGGCUGUGGAGGCUGCCACUGUUCCAAUACCUCCGACGAUUCAGCCGUCAUCGUCAAACGGGGUCAAUGGCCAUGGCACUCGCGAUCUCGACGACGACGACGAGGUUGACUACCUCGGCUCAAUUACAUCGUCGCCUGCACCAAACCCUCGUGCGCUUUCACCACCUCAUACUUCUCCGAUGGCCUCUCCCGACGCGUCGACCUGGCGCGACAGAGAAAAGCCCAUCCCGCCGUCUCGACAGUCGACUCAGGAAGAAGGCGAAAUCGUGGCCAACUCGACGGCGCCCAAUACUCGUGCUUCGACACCGUCAACUUCCGCUCCCUCUGGACCUUCUUUCCCGUCAAGGCCACCGCCAUCUGCUCCACGUUCGUUCAAGCUUGGUGGGCUCUCGCCUUCUCAUCUUCCUUCGUUACCCUUCGCAGCUCGAAGCAGUGCUCCUUCGUUGAGUCUCCCUCAGCGUCCGUUGCUUCCACCUGGUUCGAGACCGUUACCAUCUGGUCCGCGAGCUCUGAGAGCUGCUGCAGCUGCGAGUUCGGCGUCAUCGCCUUCGAUUCCUGGUCGUACUUUUGGUUCUGUUGGGGUCAGUGGUGGUGGUGGAUUCGGGUUCGGGGGUGUCCCGAGGGGCCCUAGCGCUGAUCGGGAUAGAGAACGUGAACGUGAGAGGGAAAGGGAGAGAGAUGGGAAGGAUAGAAAGGAUCUGGGUCUUAGUUCGAGGGGCCGGACCACGGGUGGUUGGUCGAGAUAG
Molecule: messenger RNA, 5235 nt
Organism: Stereum hirsutum FP-91666 SS1
Lineage: Eukaryota; Fungi; Basidiomycota; Agaricomycetes; Russulales; Stereaceae
Exons: 4
Coding region: 1-5235 (1744 amino acids)
Molecular function (GO): protein binding
Source: RefSeq, a predicted model, not a curated record